Messenger RNA from Metschnikowia bicuspidata var. bicuspidata NRRL YB-4993, 861 nucleotides. RefSeq lists its product as uncharacterized. The transcript has a single exon. The record is from RefSeq and is a predicted model, not a curated record. The coding region runs from base 318 to 803 and encodes 161 amino acids. Lineage: Eukaryota; Fungi; Ascomycota; Pichiomycetes; Serinales; Metschnikowiaceae.
GACUCUUUUCACUGGCUAGUGGUUCACCAAUAUAAACCAUGUAUGGGUCAGAGUGAGCAUUUGGUUUUGUUCCUUUAGGCUUUCGUCUUGUCUUUUUGAGUUUGCGCUCAUGAUUCGGUCUUUUUGAGUUUCGCCCUUCCUCUACCCUCGUUCUAUAUUUCUAGCUUUGCUCUUUGACUUUCUUCUUUCCGUCAUGUCUGUAGACUUUUGUUCCAUCUCUUUCACCCUGUAUUCUUUUCUCUUUCCGCUCUUCACCUUUCUCCUUGGAUCUACCUUUCUAAUUCUCACUCCUCUACUAACCUCUUUCUGUCCUUUCAAUGUCUCGCUCUCCUCUCAGCCUCGAUUUGUCCUUUCAACUUUUCGCACCUUCACUUCAUUCUUUGCGUUUUUACCCCCUCGCCGUGUCUGCUCCACACUUGUUUACUUUUUGCCUGAAAAACGCCAGCCAUACUCAAUCCAUAUUAUGGAGCAUAAGCACUACCAUGGAGCAUAAGCAAUCCCAGGGAGCAUACGCAUUUUCGCAGAAUUGUAUGGAUAUACAGACCGUGUGGCUUAAUACUAACCGGCACCCCAGAAUCCCAUCACUUAUCAAAGCCCCAUCGUUUAUCACAUCUAGCGCUUAUAAACCCCAUUGUUCAUCAAUGCCCUGGUGCUCCGUCCAUGGCCCGAGAUCGACCAGGACACACGGGAGAUUGCAUACCAUGGCCCACCCACCAUGGGGACCCUCCUUUCGGUACCGUUGUAGAAAGAGAUUUUUUUUGAGUUUCAUCUUUUUUACUGGAAUAAUCGCUUUAAGAUUUUGAUUCUCUUUUAUUUGACUGAACCUGUAUGUUUCUAGCAGGGCAUUUCAUAUUAUAUGAA